AGAGAUUAAGGUUUUAAUUUGGAGUAAAGUGAUUGAAGAAUGGCAAGUAAAGUGGAAUAAUGGGAAAAAGGGAAGAUUUUUUUACAGCUUAAUUAAUAAAGUAAGUCAGAAGAUAAAAUGUAUAGGUAAAUCAAGGAAAGAAGAGGUUAUUUACAAUAGAAUAAUGUUAGGUCAUUCUAAUUUAAAUAGCACACUUAAAAUUAUAGGGAAACAUCCAAACGGGUUAUGUGAACAAUGUCAUGUUGAAGAAACAAUACCUCAUGUGAUUCUUGAAUGUAUUAAGUAUGAACAAGAAAGGAACAAUAUGAUAGAAGAAAUAAAGAAAAAUGGAAUUCAACAACUAAAUUUUAAGGUUUUAAUAAAAUGGUCAAGUGAAAUUAAUAGUAAAGCUUUCUUUGGUUUUAUUAGGGAGACGGGGCUGAUAAAUAGAAUAUAAAUGUCCGUCUGUUCCACACUCCGGAGCAGAAGGUGGCGGUAAUGCACCUAUUACGCUGGUUGCCAGCCGCCGUUGAAAACCAAGAAGAAGAAGAAGAAGAAAAAGAAGAAGAAGAGCCCUGACGCACACUGAGAAUGUUGCGAGCGUUAAAAGGUAAACAUGCCUCCAUGUUAUACUUGCAGAUAAAUAGCAUAAAAAUGAACUCUAGGUAGGUGUUAGAGAUGGAGUGAAAUACUCAGUAAUUUCAGAUCCGCAGUGCAAAUUCUCUCCCAAAUCUGUACAGCACAGCUGUCUGACCCUCACCCUCAUGAGAAAGAGGAAGUAAAAGCUACGGGAAGUUUUACAGGAAAUUGUUAAUGGCGGUUGAGAGCAGAACCUCCUAAACUCAUCAACUUUAUCUAAAUCACAAGAAAUAUUCUUCCAGAUCCAAGAAAAUCUGCAGACACUCAGCAAGAGUCUUACAGGCAUCAUGACCCUCCUUUGUAUUUACAUCUUAUGGGUCGCUGCCUGUGUGGACUCCAUCAGUGCAGAUUCUCUCGUUACUGUAUCAGCUCGAGUGGGUUCCACAGCCGUCCUGCCAUGUAACCUGAGAAAGGAGUUCACAGAAACACCACACGUUCGAUGGCGCACCGAUGUUGAUGUUGUGUUUGACCGAAGCAGUGAUGGUAAGUAUAUAGGCCCAGGAUAUGAAGGACGUGUGGACGUUCCUGUAGACGAACUGCGUAAAGGAAACUGUUCCCUGGUGUUGAAGAACGUCAGAAUCACUGAUGACGGUGCCUAUAGAUCCUUUGUGGUGGAAUCCUUGGACAGAACUAACACAGACAAAAUGCAAGAUAUCAGCAGGGUUAAACUCUCAGUUGAUGCUUUUCAGAUAUCUGCUCAAGUGGGUUCCACAGUUGUCCUGCCAUGUGAAUGGAGCGAUCUGUCCAUCCAAACACCUCAUGUUGAGUGGUAUAUCGAUUCCCAGACUGUGUUUGAGCGAAAGGGUAAAGACUCAUUACAGGGUGAGGGAUAUGAGGGUCGCGUGGACGUUCCUGAGGAUGAGCUGCUUAAAGGAAACUGUUCCCUGGUGUUGAAGAACGUCAGUGCUACUGAUGCUGCUGUCUACAGAAGCUCCAUGUUAGUGAAACAGAAAAACAGAAAAUUGGUCCAGAAAGUUGAACUCUCAGUCUACGAAAAACCUGAAGAGAAGAAAGAUCAAACAUCAAGUGAAGCUGGAAUAAAUUGCUCUUGCCCGCUGGUCCUCAUCAUUUCCCUCUUUAUGUGUUUUCUCUUCUCACGUUGAGGAAACAUCAGUGUGAUCUGCCUGAGUACAGAGGCUUCUGUGAGCCCAAGAGAUCCAGCUUACAGAAUAGACUUAUUUAUUAUUGAAAAAGAAACAAGGAAGAUUUCAGUGUUUCAUCUACAUUGUCAACAAUCAGAAGCCAUGGGUAGACUGAUCCAUGCGGAAAGCUCUGAACGAGCGCAUAGCUGCCUACAACGCAGGGCUGCAGACCAGCAACAUGGACGAAUACAAAGCGGCGUCCUACAACCUGAGGAAAAUGGUGAGGGAAGCCAAAAGGAAAUACAGGGACAAGAUUGAGACCCAGUUUAAGCAGGCAGAUUCCAGGUGUCUGUGGCAGAGCAUGCAAACUGUUACAGACGACAAACCCAAGCCCCCCACCAUUAAUAACGGCAGUGCCUCCCUAGCCAACGAAUUGAACAUCUUCUAUUCAUGGUUUGAGGUUACCAGCACAGACCAGGAAAACCAUGAGUAUGAACCAUCAGGUCUAGCUGGGGAACAGGAAAGACUGGUCAUUACAGAACUGGAUGUGAGGAAGGUGCUACACGAAGUUAACACCAGAAAAGCAUGCGGUCCGGACAACAUCCCUGGAUGUGUGCUAAAAGUCUGUGUUAACCAACUAGAACCUGUCUUUACCAUCAUCUUUAACCUCUCCCUCAAGCAGAGAGCUUGAGGCCCAUUUGAACACAUCUACAUGGACUUUAUUGACAUGACAGAAAAGAAAGAAGGGGAAAGGUACUGUCUAGUAGUGGUAGACAGAUUCUCUAAGUGGGAAGAAGCCUUUCCAUCCAACCACAAUGAUGCACAGACAAUUGCUAAAUGUUUAGCAUAAACAUUUUAUGCUUUAUAUAUAUUUUACAUUUUGGGAGUGAAAUUUGAACACACUAACAUACAUAGCAGUUAUGGUCAUGUGACCUUUAUUCAACAACAUUGCCCAUAGCAACACAAUUAUAGUGCCAUAAAGCCACACACACCUCAUUAUGUUUUUUUAUUACUAUUAGUAUUAUUAUUAUUAUUAUACAGUUUUAUCUGGGUGAGGAGCCAUUUUGAGAUUAUGGGCUAUCACUGUCAGUUCUGACAUUCCUACAUGGGAAUAUGUAGAACAUAUUGUAGAGCUAAAAGUUAGUUUCUCCUCCAGCUCAACACACUGACACUUCCAGGAUCUUUUUUCUGUUAGACUGUAAAUAAAAACUGACUGUAAAUAAAACAGAUAUUGAUUGGUCAA
Messenger RNA from Pangasianodon hypophthalmus (striped catfish), 2943 nucleotides. RefSeq names its product butyrophilin subfamily 1 member A1-like. Bases 906 to 1721 code for a protein of 271 amino acids. The record is from RefSeq and is a predicted model, not a curated record. NCBI's taxonomy places the organism in Eukaryota, Metazoa, Chordata, Actinopteri, Siluriformes, Pangasiidae. Gene Ontology annotation, cellular component: external side of plasma membrane. Gene Ontology annotation, biological process: cell surface receptor signaling pathway; T cell costimulation; negative regulation of T cell proliferation. The transcript is spliced from 6 exons.